Leptopilina boulardi is the source of this 2633-nucleotide messenger RNA. RefSeq names its product glucose dehydrogenase [FAD, quinone]-like. Lineage: Eukaryota; Metazoa; Arthropoda; Insecta; Hymenoptera; Figitidae. Bases 663 to 2420 code for a protein of 585 amino acids. Gene Ontology annotation, molecular function: oxidoreductase activity, acting on CH-OH group of donors; flavin adenine dinucleotide binding. The transcript has 5 exons. The record is from RefSeq and is a predicted model, not a curated record.
AUUUAUAGAUAUAAAUUGUGUUAAUAUAAAUAAAUAUUUAUCGUUUUAAAUAUAUAAAUUAUAUCUUCAGAAUCUGAAUGAAAAAAUUUUAAAGUAGAGAUUUCGUAAUAUUUUUCACAGAAAAAUUGUUAUCUGUGAAUUUAGAUUUAGAGCGAGUUUUCUCGUCGAUAAGAAUUCUCGAUGAAUAAUAAGUUAAGCUAGGAAUUUAAAAUUUGAUGGAAUUAUAAGUCGAAAUAUCCAUAAGACGGAUGUGAAAUCAGAUAAGAUGAGACACCUGUUUUAUAUUGCAUCAGUUUUUCCUCAAGCGAUUUUUAUUAUAUAGAUAUAAACAUUACUUUUUACAGUUUCGCAAAUUUUAUGUAAAAUGUUUAUUGAUAAAUAAAAAAAAACAAAUAAUUGUAAAUGUUGUUUAAAAUAUAUUUACGAGUAAUUUAGAUAAUAUAUAUGGCAAAUAUAUUUUUUUUAAUAACAGAUAAAUAUUCGUGAAUAAGGAAAUUUACAUUAUUAGAGUUUAAAGUGUCUGCAUUCAGUACAGUUCAAUCUGUAGUAUUUAAAAAAAAUUUAUUAUUAAUUCAUUUAUUUUUUUUAUAAUAAUAGAUGAAUUACUUUUAAAUUAUAACAUUGUAUUCACCUAUUUAAACAAAAUUUAAUUAAUAUUGACAAUGUUAACUUUCUUAUCGGAAGCGCGCACAAAUAAUUUUUGUAUUUGUCUCUAUUCCAUGAUUGUUUCAUUCUUGUGGAAGUAUUCAAUUGAUCAAAAAUUUAAUUUGCAUGUAACUCCAGAACCGGAAGAGUAUGAUUUUAUUGUCAUUGGUGCUGGUUCUGCAGGGUGUGUCGUAGCAAAUAGACUUACAGAAAUAGAAAAGUGGAAAGUUCUAUUAUUGGAAGCCGGAGAUGAAGAACCCGAGAUAACAAGUAUUCCCGGAUUCAUGACUCAACUACCAGAAUCGAAUUUAUCUUGGAAAUUUGAAGCCCAAAAUAAAAAAAUUAAUUAUUUUCCAAACGAAAAUAUUGCAUGGCCUUGUGGAAAAGUAAUGGGUGGAACAAGCGCCAUUAAUUCGAUGGUGUACGUUCGUGGUAAUCGCGAUGAUUACAAUAAAUGGGCACAAUUGGGAAACCAAGGAUGGAGUUAUGAUGAAGUAUUGCCUUAUUUUAUAAAAUCAGAGAACAAUCGUGAUCAAAAAAAAGUAGAACAAAAUCCUAAAUAUCACGGUACUAAUGGAUAUUUAUCAGUAGAGACUUUUCCCUUUAUAAGCAACGAGGGAAGAAUUGUACAAAAAGCAUUCGAAGAGAUAGGAUAUAAUUUCACGGACGUCAAUGCUGAAAAUCAAAUAGGAGUAAUGUUUCCGCAAUCAACGACAAAAAAUAAUGUUCGUCAAAGUACAAAUAGAGCUUUUAUUCGACCAAUAAGAGGAAUAAGAAAAAAUUUAUUUAUCAAAAAUAAAUCGUACGUAACAAAAAUUAUGAUCGAUUUAAAAACAAAAAAAACGAAAGGCUUGGAAUAUAUUUCCCUUAAAACAGGAGAGAGAAAAAUAGUUAUGUCAAGAAAAGAAAUAAUUGUAUCCGGAGGCACAAUUAACACACCGAAGAUAUUAAUGGUCUCUGGAAUUGGUCCCAGUGACGAGCUUCAGAAACAUAAAAUCAAUGUGAUAAAGGAUUUACCAGUAGGACGUAAUCUCCAGGAUCAUGUUUCAUUUCCUGGCAUUUCAGCUCGAAUAAAAGAGAAUAAUACCUUAGACAAUAUUAAUUGUGAAGAAAAUUUAAAAAAUUUAUUCAAUUAUUUUCUCACUAAAAAUAGUACCUUUUCUACAUUAGCACGAACAAUGUUGUCAGGUUUUGUUAAUACAAAAUAUUCUCCAAAAAAAACAAUUCCUGAUAUUCAAUUUACAUUUCGUAAUUUUACCGAGAAUCAAGUAAUCAUAAAACCGGUUUUAUUAAAUCCAAAUAGUAGAGGCUAUAUUGUUCUGAAUGAUAAAAAUCCUAUUUUCGGUUCUCCUCAAAUAUAUCAUGGAUAUUAUUCCAAUAAAUCAGAUAUCGAUACAAUGAUUGCUGGCAUUCGGAUAGCUUUCAAGAUACUCAAUGCCAAUAUAAUGAGGAGAAAUAAUUACAAAAUCGAUAAAGUGCCUUUAGCAGCUCCUUGCAAUAAAUUCCGUUACAAUCACGAUGAAUAUUGGAACUGCACUUUAAGACACCAUCCACAAACUGAAUAUCAUCCUGUGGGAACGUGUAAAAUGGGGCCAAGAGAUGAUCAUAAUGCUGUUGUUGAUUCUAGAUUAAGGGUUUAUGGUAUAAAAGGAUUGAGAGUGAUUGAUGCAUCUAUUAUGCCAACUAUUCCAAAAGGGAAUACCAAUGCGCCAACUAUUAUGAUUGCUGAAAAAGCCAGUGAUAUGAUCAAGGAAGAGUACGGUUAUAAAAAAUAAUUUUGAUAACAAUUUUUAAUAAUUUUUUUUUUUGGUAAAUGUUUACCAACAUUGUCAUAAAUAUAUCAUUUUUUUUAAAUAUUUUAAGAAGCCUUAAAAUUCCACAAUAAGCAGUAAAAUGUUAAAAAUAUAUCUGGAUAACAAAAUUAUCUUAAUGAUCAGGCUUACUUUGUUUAUUAUUUAUUAUUGUACACGGCAUGUAUUUAAAAAUUU